AUGGACUCCUUGUGGGUCUCUCCAGUUGUUGACCUCGUCUUGUUCGCAGCUGUAAAGGACACCGCAAGGCUCGGAAUGGUUUGUGGGAGAUUGUUGCUGGUUUUGUGGGUGUUCGCUGGGUGCUCGUCAGGUGAUCAUUUUGGUCUUCAAAGGUCGCAGAUUCAGCUAUGGCGGAAUGCGCAAAUGACAGCGACUUCUCGAAGAACAACAGCUCAUUGA
Laccaria bicolor S238N-H82 is the source of this 219-nucleotide messenger RNA. RefSeq lists its product as uncharacterized. The record is from RefSeq and is a predicted model, not a curated record. The coding region runs from base 1 to 219 and encodes 72 amino acids. Lineage: Eukaryota; Fungi; Basidiomycota; Agaricomycetes; Agaricales; Hydnangiaceae. The transcript has a single exon.